UUUCCGUUCCCACAUCGUUCCCAAAUGGUUCCCAUCACUCUCUCUGUCUCUCUCUCCGUUACUCGCACUAUGAAGAAAGACUGAACACUUCGGUGUCGCGAGAGUUUGUUUUGAAGCAUAAAUCCAAGCAAGUUUGACUGAGAGAGGCGAAGAGUUUCGGACCAACAGAAAGGGGGGGGGGAUGCUCAUCAAUGCCAUGAGAGGGCUGUGUGGAUCCAAGGGCUUCAAGGCAGUGGGGGCCUGUGCGACUUCCCCCGCGGAAAUUCGUCGUCUCUGUGAGAGUCAAGAUCCCAAUCUACAAAGCAUGAACCACAUGGGACCCCACGAUGUCUGUCUGAUCCGUUUGUCUGGCCAUGAGCUUCGGGAUCCGUUGCUGCGCCUGCCUGCCUGCCUGCCUGCCUGCCUGCCUGCCUGCCUGCCUGCCUGCCUGCCUGACUAUCCACCGAUUUUCACGUUAUUCAGAAUUCUCGUAAUUUCGUUGUCUCUGCAAUGAUUUUCCUCGGCAAGGAAGGAGUACCAUCCCGGUGUCCAGGGGAUGCAUCAGCAAUCCAGGGCAGCAUGAGUGCGAGAGACUGCCAUGGUCUGAUUCAUGCCUUGCCGAGUCAGGAGAAGCAGAGGCGUCAGCCGACGGGUGGAUUCAGAUCUGUUGCCUCAGGAUUGCGUGGGAAACUACAGCUGCAGACUCGACAGCGAGGGUUGCAUGAUAACCCAUGCAUGAGUGACGCAGCUCGAAUCCGACACAGGGCGAAGCGGCUGAUCUCAGCCUACGACUACGGCCCGUGGUUCUUUCGAUUCUUCUGUUUCCGCAGGUCUAGAGCCAUCGCGAGCUUCUCUUCUCGCAAUGCUUCCUGAGAUACCCUAUCGUAGACGGUCCGCCACUUGUUACCUCCGCAGUGGAGUGGUGUAGCACCGCACUGUGGACGCCCGGCUUUUCCGAGUGCUGUCUGGAGCCUCGAGUGGGUGCGCAGCUUCGAGGACAAACAACCUUCGUGUAGCCGGUUAAGUAGUUUGUGGCUGAGGCAAUGAAUCUCUUCUGUAGCCUCCAGUUUUGUCUCACAUCGGUCUUCGACUUUGCCUGCCCCUCACUCGGUGGUUCUGCAUGCUUCAAACUCUGCGUUGCAGCGUUGUACGUUCUUUGAUAAAUUGGCUUAUCGACGAGAGGACUGGUUUUACAGAGAGUGUAUCCUGACGGUGACAUUGCUUAAGUUGGCGCAGAUUUUCACUGUAGUUUGCAGUUUGGGACUUGGGGGUGGCUCCGUCCUGUGGAUAGUUUGGUACUUUGAGAUGGAGUGUUCAAUACGGCUGAGAAUGUUGGUGGAGAAGCAGAAGACGAUUACUAUAGAGUUGGUGUGAAAAUGGGAUAAGAGCCUUGAGAAACGUCGAGCUUAGAAGCAUUCCUGUCCUUCGAAAGCUGAGAAAACAAUGGUGAUAGAUUGGUUCAUGUCAAGGAGGUGUGAAGAGGACUUUCAGAGAGAGAGAGGCAGGAGUUGUUUUCCCUUUGUGGCGUAGCCGUAGCUGUGUGUUUCGGUCUGUUUAUUAGUCCCGCGUUUUCAGAUAAGACAUUCUCAGCACCAGAGGCGUUGAAUUGAUUCCGUGUUGAAACAAAAGGGUGAGGGAGUGUAAAGAUAGUCGUAUCACAUUUUCAUCUUCGCGUUCCGAAUCGUUCACCGGAAUGGCGAGGAGAAGAGUGUUGGCCAUGGGGCCAGCGAUGGCGCGGAUGAUGUGCAUGCAAAAUCCCUACCAACAGAUCAAGAACGACGAGGCGAAGUCGAAGAAGUGGUCAUGGAUUUGGAGACGCAAGAAAUCCUUGAAACUUGGCCGUGGCGAGAAGAAGCCGAGAAGGAGAGUGGGCCUUCGAGUGGGCCGACUCCGCAUCCGGCUGCUGUCGCCCUUGGUUCUGUUGAAGAAAUUGUGCGAUUCUUACGUCAAGAUGAUGUUCGCUCUCGAAGGUAAAAUGGGUGGUGCGGGGUUUCAUAGCGCUAAUGGCCCCUCUUUCCCCGUGUACCCUAUGCACAUGCCUGGCAAGAUGGGGGUUACAUAUAAUUAUCCUCAGAAGGUGAGAUGAAAUAGAUGUCGGCUGUAGCUAAAUUUUCCGCAGACGCUUUACAACAGUCUUCAAAGUACGUGGUUCGACGUUCGAUAACACAGGGGGAGCGGGUUCGCUUCUGACAAUGACCGAGUCUACGGCAGUAGAUUUUUUUUAUUUUCAUAUUUUGGGUUUGAUUUUUAUUUUGAUUUUUGUAUAUGAAGUCAGAAUUUGAAGGAUUCUCCGUUUGGGGCUGCGGUGGUACAUAGACUGUAGAACUUUCGGACGUGCCGGUCUUUUAGAAUACUAGAUGCUGUGGUAAUUUCUGCUUGUAUGUGUCCAUUCUUCAGAAAUCAUUUCAGAUUAUGGUGGGACUUUUUCCCCUGUGACAA
Molecule: messenger RNA, 2418 nt
Organism: Physcomitrium patens
Lineage: Eukaryota; Viridiplantae; Streptophyta; Bryopsida; Funariales; Funariaceae
Source: RefSeq, a predicted model, not a curated record